Molecule: messenger RNA, 2146 nt
Organism: Linum tenue
Lineage: Eukaryota; Viridiplantae; Streptophyta; Magnoliopsida; Malpighiales; Linaceae
Source: the annotation of a GenBank genome assembly
GUGGGGGCGGUCGCGGAGGCUGAAAGAGAGACGUCAGACGAGAGAGAAAGGAGAAGAAGCAGCCCCCCGAAGAAGAAGAAGAAGACGACGACGAUUGAUGUGUGCCCACAACUUGGCUUUUCUGAUUAAUACCAUCCGCAUCCAGUCCAUGGCCUAAUCCCGGGUUCGGUUUUACACCCGUUUCCAUCCUCCACGUCACUUCCCUUCUCCCCCAUUCCCUUCCUUCCCCUCUCGUUUGUUCAGCUACUCUCCCUCAGUCCCUCUCUCGAACAGACACUGCUUCCGGAUAAGAAACAGGUAGUUGAGGGAUUGGAGGAGGUAGGAAACUAGAGCUGGAAGAGGUAGGUAGGAAGAAAGUUUUGUUGUUUGUUUGUCUCUCGAGUUUUUGCCCAUUUGUCAAGAACCGAAUUUGGCUUGAUUUCAUUGUUGUUGUUGUUGGUUUGGGAACUGGGUAUUAAAGGAAGUUUAAGUGGGUAAAAAUAAUGCUUCUGCAACUUGGAGUUGGUUGUGAAGAGGAAAUUUCUGUUCCCACUUUCCCUUUUGUUUGUUUGUAUUGAUUGAUUGAUUUGGUUUUUGAUCAAUUAGUUUCACAUCCGCACUCCCAUUUUCUGCGCUACUGCUGAGUGGCAGCCACUUAGCUCCAGUUGACUGCAACCAGCAUUCAAGUUCCCCUUUGAUCUUUCCUCACUGGAGGCUUCUGAGUAGAGUGCUGCCCUAUAUAGUCACCCAACAGCAUUAUUCAAACAAGAAAAAGCUCAAGUUCUUAACAUUGAUCAUAUCCAAAUCUCUUUCUCUUGCCCUCUCUAAGAUGGAGGGAAAUUCUAGCGGCGGAGGCAGCAGUGUUGGUGGAGGAGGGGUAGCAGCAGCAGCGGCAGUGGUGACACCAGGAGCUGCUGGUGUUGUAGGUGGAGGAGGGAAUGAUGUUGAGCUCAUGUGCAAGACUCUUCAAGUUGAACACAAGCUAUUCUAUUUUGAUCUCAAGGAGAACCCAAGAGGCCGGUACUUGAAGAUAUCUGAGAAGACAUCAUCCACCAGGUCUACUAUCAUUGUUCCUUCCUCUGGGAUUUCCUGGUUCUUGGACCUCUUCAAUUACUAUGUCAAUUCUGAUGAGCAUGACCUCUUCAGCAAGGAAUUACAGCAGGUGUUUUAUUUUGACAUUGGGGAAAACAGAAGGGGACGUUUUCUCAAGGUCUCAGAAGCUUCUGUUAGUAGAAACCGCAGUACUAUCAUUGUUCCUGCUGGAACUUCUAGGGAUGAAGGCUGGGCUUCUUUUAGGAACAUCUUGGCAGAUAUUAAUGAAGCUUCAAGGCUUUACAUGCUGUCCAAUCAGCAAAAUUCUGAAUCCUCGGAGCGCCUAGUUGGACUUUCUGAUGAUGUAGGCGCUGGAUUUAUAUCUGGGCACAGCACCCAACAGCCUGCUCCUCCAACUUCUGAGUUAAAUGUAGACCGGGCAGUUGACCUGCCGACACAGGAUGAGAUUGGUAACCUGGGAGUGUCAAAGGUUAUCCGAGUUGAUCAGAAAAGAUUCUUCUUCGAUCUCGGGAGUAAUAACAGAGGCCAUUUCUUGAGGAUCUCUGAGGUUGCUGGUUCUGAUAGGUCCUCCAUAAUUCUUCCACUCUCUGGGCUGAAGCAGUUUCAUGAGAUAGUGGGUCAUUUUGUGGAGAUCACCAAAGAUCGAAUUGAAGGAAUGGGGAGCGCCAACGUCCGAACUGUAGAUCCACCUCAAAGAUGAAUGUGUUUCCAUGUGAUGGGUGUGUUUGUGAAAGGAGAAUAAAUGCUGAAGAUGGCUUCUUUUGAUGGCAAGGGAACAUAAUGUAUUGGGAUUCUUCUGGGAUUGUGGUUGGUUCCUUUUGUUUUUUUGGUGUUGCAGGAUGGAUGUAAAUCCAUUGGCUCCUGCUACUGGUUCUUGCUGUCAAAUAGGGUAAAAUCUGAUGAUUUUUUUUUACUUGGGUUCUGAAUUUUACUUUUGGUCACAGCUUGUGAAAACAAUAAAGGGUGAAUUCCAAUUGCAAAUAUUCCUGCAUUUUGCUUUUGCAACUUUCCCCUGCUGUUUCAGAAGCUAUUUAUCUAUCAAAGAUAACCGAGUAGAAAACGAUUUCAUGUCAGCACCCUCAGAUAGCCAGACAUUAGCAUAGAGCUCAAUUUG